AAUUACUCUAAAAAAGACAGAAAAUGCGACCUAACAAACCCUCAUAAGAUGCCUUUGAUGAAGUGCAAGGAUCCUAUUCUAUGGAUGAUCAGUACAAUGUAUAAGAAGGGUAUAGAAAUUCAAUUGAUGAAAUUCCGGCAAAUUAACUUAGGUAAUCUUUAUAUAAUAUAGUAUAGUGGAGAUGAAGCAUUAGAAAAGAGUUUUAUGCAAUCAACAGGUCAAUCAUCAAUAUGGCAAAAGAAGGGAUAAAAAACUUCGAUUCCAAUGACAUCUGUUAUUGUAAUGAAGAGCAUGGUUGGAGUGGGAAUUCUAGGAAUAGUAUUAAUUUGAUUUAAGUUAGCCUUAUGUAGCAUCAAAUUUUGGGGCUAUUCUAACAAUAAUAAUUUUGAUGAUAAUCUUUUGUUUGGGAAUCCUUUCAUCAAGUCUAUUAUUAAAAUCUAAGAAUCUUUCAAAAAGGAGUAAUUUUUCAACGAUUGGAUUUUAUAUCUUUAAACAUAAAUGGAUUAUUAUAGUAGUCAAUGUAAUGAUAAUAUUAUCAAAUUUGGGAGUAUGUUUAAGCGAAUUAAUGUAAUUACUUGUUUUUAGUUUUAGUAUUUUUGGAGACACAGCAAGCAAUCUUAUAAAUUAUUUUACUGAUAGAAGUACAGAAGAUUAACCAUUCUAUCUGAAAAGACCAGUUUUUCUUACAGUAAUAAGUAUAAUAUUGCUUCCUUUUUUACUUGUUAAAUCAAUCGAGAAAUUGAGAUUUGUAAGCUUAUUUGCUAUUUUAUCAAUCAGUUCAUUUUCAUGUCUUGUAAUCUAUAAUUUUUUCAGAAUUGAUUAAACAAAUAGUUAGUUUUCAUGGUGGAUUCCAGAUAAUUUCAAUAUUAAAAGAGCCUUAGCAUCUAUGCCAACAUUAAUAUUAGCAUUUAAUUGGCAAUUUAAUCUAUUUCCUAUUUAUAAAGGAAUGGCAUAACCAACUGAUUAAAACUUAGUCACAUCAACAAUUCUCGGAUUUUGUUAGGGAUCUUUCUUAUACUUGAUAGUAGGAUUGCUAGGAUAUGCAACAUAUGGAACAAAUGUAAUAAAUCUCAAUAAAUUAUAGAUUCAACCAAACUUUUUAUUAAGUAUAGAUGAAAAAGACGUUGGCGCAACUUUAUUUGUUAUUUUGAAUUUAACUUUUGUGUUUUCUACAACUCUUACAUUGCCAGUGAUAUUUUUUGGAGGAAGAAACAAUUUUAUUUAAAUGAUCAAACAAUUCACAGUAUUGAUUUUUAUUGAAUUUAGGAAAAUAAAAAAGUGAACGUCUCGGCCAAAAAGAAACUACUAGAUAACUAAUAAACUGAAUAGUAUUACAAAGAUUUGUUGUAAUUCAAAAAGAAGUCCUAAGCUAUUCGAUUUUACGGGAUCAGUAUUGGAUUGUUUAUUUUAUUGGCUAUUGGAGCAGUUUUCAUAAAAAAUUUAGGAACUGUCUACAAUUUAUUAGGAUCGGUAGCUUGUAAUGCAAUUUAAUUGGGGCUACCUACAUUAUUCUAUGUAUUUUUGGUAAAGCAAGUGAAGAAAAUGAAAUUUCGAAGUUAUCCAAAUAAAUUAUUUUAUUUUUUUGUCUGUGCUCUUUUAGGUGUAAGCAUAAUUCUAACAUUCUUAUGCGUGACUUGUGAAUUUAUUUAGCCAGAAAAAGAAGUUAUUGAUGAUUGAUAUUUGUAUAACUAUUUAUAAAUGAUAAGAAAAUUAAAG
Paramecium octaurelia is the source of this 1716-nucleotide messenger RNA. Lineage: Eukaryota; Ciliophora; Oligohymenophorea; Peniculida; Parameciidae. The record is from the annotation of a GenBank genome assembly.